GGCUGGCGGCGGCCGCCGCGGACUGAGGCCCGAGCGGGAGGGGCCUGGCCGCGGGUACCUGCUCUACGCCAGGCCGGCGCCUGCGGCCUGCCCCGGGGCCCUCCCCUUCUCCCUCCCCCCUCACAGGCCCGCACCGGCCCACGGGAUGAAGGCGGCACUGGGGGGCGCCGAGGAAACGGAGAAGCUGAAUAAGAUGAGUUCUCUCUUGGAAAGACUUCAUGCAAAGUUUAACCAAAACAGACCUUGGACUGAAACAGUGAAGCUUGUCCGUCAAGUCAUGGAAAAACGAGUUGCGAUGAACUCUGGGGGCCAUCAACAUCUGGUGAGCUGUUUGGAGACUUUGCAGAAAGCAUUAAAAGUAUCAUCUCUGCCUGCCAUGACCGAUCGCUUGGAAUCUAUAGCUAGACAAAAUGGCCUUGGAUCUCACCUUAGUGCAAAUGGCACUGAAUGUUACAUCACUUCAGACAUGUUCUAUGUGGAAGUCCAGUUAGAUCCUACAGGGCUGCUGUGUGAUGUGAAGGUGGCGCACCAUGGAGAAAAUCCUGUGAGCUGUCCAGAACUGGUGCAACAGCUGAGAGAGAAAAACUUUGAUGAAUUCUCUAAGCAUCUAAAGGGGCUUGUGAACCUUUAUAAACUUCCUGGAGACAACAAACUUAAAACUAAAAUGUACUUGGCUCUUCAGUCUUUGGAGCUGGAUCUCUCAAAGAUGGCAGUGAUGUACUGGCAAGCCACCAACGCAAGUCUCCUCGACAAGAUUCUUCAUGGCAGUGUUGGGUAUCUAACCCCAAGAAGUGGAGGUCAUCUGAUGAAUCUCAAGUAUUACGUUUCACCCUAUGAUUUAUUUGAAGAACGCACUGGAGCCCCCAUUAUUUUGCAUGAGAACAACGUCCCUCGGUCUUUGGGCAUGAACGCAUCGAUAACAAUCGAAGGAACCUUGGCUAUGUACAAACUCCCAAUUGCACCAUUAAUUAUGGGAUCUCAUCCUGUUGACAACAAAGGGACUCCGUCCUUCUCAUCAGUCACCAGUGCCAACAGUGUUGACUUGCCAGCUUGCUUCUUCUUGAAGUUCUCACGACCUAUUCCAGUAUCCCGGGCUUUCAUUCAGAAACUGCAGAGCUGCACAGGAAUCCCAUUGUUUGACACCUCGCCAACGUUUGUCCCCCUGUAUGAGCUGAUCACGCAGUUUGAGUUAUCCAAGGAGACUGAUUCUGUACCUUUAAACCACAACAUGCGCUUCUAUGCAGCUCUUCCAGGACAGCAGCACUGCUAUUUCCUGAACAAGGAUGCUCCUCUUCCAGAUGGAAGAAGCCUGCAAGGAACUCUCAUUAGUAAAAUCACUUUCCAGCACCCUGGCCGGGUUCCUCUCAUCCUCAACUUGAUCAGGCAUCAAGUGGCCUACAACACACUGAUUGGCAGUUGUGUCAAGCGAACUGUUUUAAAAGAAGAUUCUCCUGGGAUCUUGCAAUUUGAAGUUUGCCCCCUCUCCGAUUCCUGUUUCAGUGUAUCCUUUCAGCAUCCUGUGAAUGAUUCCCUGGUGUGUGUGGUCAUGGAUGUGCAGGACUCCACACAUGUGAACUGUAAACUAUAUAAAGGGCUCUCUGAUGCUCUCAUCUGUACAGAUGACUUCAUUGCCAAAGUUGUUCAGAGGUGUAUGUCCAUUCCUGUGACGAUGAGAGCCAUUCGUAGAAAGGCAGAAACCAUUCAGGCGGAUACACCAGCCCUGUCCCUUAUUGCAGAGACAGUAGAAGACAUGGUGAAGAAAAACCUGCCCCCCGCCAGCAGCCCAGGGUAUGGCAUGACCACAGGCAACAACCCAAUGAGUGGUACCACUACACCAACAAACACUUUUCCUGGGGGGCCCAUCACUACCCUGUUUAACAUGAGCAUGAGCAUGAAAGAGAGGCAUGACUCGGUGGGCCAUGGGGAGGACUUCAGCAAAGUGUCUCAGAACCCUAUUCUCACUAGUUUGUUGCAGAUCACAGGGAAUGUGGGGUCUACCAUAGGCUCAAGUCCAACCCCUCCCCAUCACACGCCACCACCAGUAUCCUCACCAGCAAGCAACACCAAGAACCACCCGAUGCUCAUGAACCUCCUUAAAGACAAUCCUCCUCAGGACUUCUCCACCCUGUAUGGGAGCAGCCCUCUUGAAAGGCAGAACUCUUCUUCUGGCUCCCCCAGAAUGGAAAUGGGCCCUGGGGGGAACAAGCAAAAGAAAAAAAAAUCUCGCACACCAGCAGACAAGCCCAAGCAUCAAACUGAGGAUGAUUUUCAGAGAGAGCUGUUUUCAAUGGAUGUUGAUUCCCAGAACCCAAUUUUUGAUGUCAACAUGACCGCUGAUACUCUGGAUACCCCUCAUAUUACUCCAGCGCCCAGUCAGUGCAGCACUCCGCCUACUACGUACCCCCAGCCUAUACCUCACUCUCAGCCCAGUAUUCAGAGGAUGGUUCGACUUUCCAGUUCAGACAGCAUUGGCGCUGAUGUUACUGAUAUCCUUUCUGAUAUAGCAGAGGAAGCUGCGAAGCUCCCCAGCACUAGUGAGGACUGUCCACCCAUCGGAACACCUGUAAGGGACUCAUCUAGUUCAGGACAUUCACAAAGUGCCCUAUUUGACCCAGAUGUCUUUCAGACAAAUAGUGAGAACCCAUACACUGACCCAGCCGACCUUAUAGCAGAUGCUACUGUGAGCCCAAACAGUGACUCUUCAAACCAUUUUUUCCCAGACGGAGUAGAUUUCAAUCCUGACUUACUGAACAGUCAGAGUCAAAGUGGCUUUGGGGAGGAGUACUUCGAUGAGAGCAGUCAGAGUGGAGAUGCUGACGAUUUCAAGGGCUUUGCAUCCCAGGCUCUAAGUAGUUUGGGAGUGCAAGUGUUGGGGGGUGACGGGGGAGAAAAUAAAUUUAAAGGCAGCAAUCAGGCAGACAUGGUUGACUUUAGUAUUAUUGCAGCUGCGAGCAAAACCCUGGGGUCCUCUGACAUUAUGGAGCAUCAUAGUGGAAGCCAGAGCCCGUUACUAAGUACAGGGGAUUUGGGAAAGGAAAAGUCUCAGAAACGGGUAAAAGAUGGCAAUGGCUCUGGGAGUAGUUUAUCGGGUCCUGGGCUAGAUGGUAAGCCAGGAAAACGCAGCCGAACCCCGUCCAGUGAUGGUAAAAGUAAAGAAAAGCUUCCAAAGCGGAAGAAAGCGGACACAGAAGGGAAAUCUCCCUCUCAUAGUUCAUCAAACAGACCUUUCACCCCACCAGCAAGCUCUGGUGGGUCAAAAUCUCCUGGAAGUUCAGGCAGAUCUCAGACUCCUCCUGGUGUAGCCACUCCUCCUAUUCCCAAAAUCACAAUUCAGAUCCCCAAAGGGACAGUGACUGUUGGCAAACCUUCACACGGCCAGUAUACAAGCAGUGGCUCUGUCUCCUCAAGCAGCAAAAGCCAUCAUAGCCAUUCCUCCUCUUCUUCCUCCUCCUCUUCUGCCUCAGGCAAAGUAAAAAGCAGCAAAUCAGAAGGGUCUUCUGGCUCAAAGAUGAGCAGCAGCCUCUACCUGAGCCAAGGUGGCUCAGGUUCAGGUCAGUCAAAAAGCUCAGCUCAGUCUGUGGGAAAGCCUGGAUCCUCCCCUAUCACCAAACAUGGCCUCAGCAGCAGUUCUGGAGGUACCAAGAUGAAGCCUCAAGGGAAGCCUUCAUCACUUAUGAACCCUUCCAUGAGUAAACCAAACAUUUCUCCUUCACAUUCUAGACCAUCAGGGGGUUCUGACAAGCUUGCCUCUCCAAUGAAACCUGUUCCAGGUACUCCUCCAUCAUCUAAAGCAAAAUCGCCUAUCAGUUCAGGUUCUGGGGGCUCACACAUGUCUGGGACUGGAUCAGGGUCAAAUAUGAAGUCCUCUUCAGGAAUAGGAUCCUCCGGGUCCAUGUCCCAGAAACCACCUCCUUCAUCAAACUCUUCUACAGCAUCUUCAUCUUCCUUUUCAUCUGGUGGUUCUUCCAUGUCUUCAUCUCAGAACCAGCAUGGAAGCUCCAAGGGCAAAUCUCCAAGCAGAAACAAGAAGCCAUCCUUGAUUGCAGUCAUAGACAAACUUAAACAUGGGGUUGUUACUAGUGGGCCUGGAGGUGAAGACCCAAUGGAUGGACAGAUGGGGCCAAGUUCCAAUUCGUCAAGCCAUUCUUUGUCCUCCAAACACAACAUGUCUGGAGGCGAAUUUCAGGGGAAGCGGGAGAAAAGUGACAAAGACAAAUCCAAAGUCUCUGUUUCUGGAGGAUCUAUUGACUCUUCCAAGAAGACUUCAGAUUCCAAAAACAUUGGUAGUACUGGAGUGGCCAAGAUUAUCAUCAGCAAACACGAUGGUGGUUCCCCUAGCAUAAAAGCCAAAGUAACCUUGCAGAAACCUGGGGAAGGAGGUGGGGAUAGCUUAAGGCCUCAGAUGGCGUCUUCCAAAAGCUAUGGAUCCCCUCUGAUCAGUGGGUCUACUCCAAAGCAUGAACGCUGCUCACCCAGCCACAGUAAGUCACCAGCAUACACUCCUCAAAAUAUAGACAGUGAGAGCGAGUCUGGCUCCUCUAUAGCAGAGAAAUCCUAUCAGAACAGUCCCAGCUCUGAUGAUGGCAUUAGGCCACUACCGGAAUAUAGUUCAGAAAAACAUAAGAAGCACAAAAAAGAGAAGAAGAAAGUGAAAGACAAAGACCGUGAUAGAGAUAGGGAUCGUGACAAAGACAGAGACAAGAAGAAGUCUCAUAGCAUUAAACCAGAAAGUUGGUCUAAAUCACCUAUUUCUUCUGACCAGACUCUGUCCAUGACCAGCAGUGCUAUUCUAUCAGCUGACAGGCCAUCCCGGCCAAGUCCUGAUUUUUUAAUUGGGGAGGAAGACGAUGACCUCAUGGAUGUUGCUCUGAUUGGCAAUUAAUUUUCAAAAAAAAAUUUAAAAGAUCUCUAGGACCCCCCAGUGGGUUCUAGAGAUAGCAAGCAAAGAAUCAUUCAUUUCAGAAUACCACACUUACCUUGAGGGACAUGGUUUAAAAGGAAAACAGUAUUCCUGAGGAUCUCAAAAACCUGCACAGAAUACCUGCGAGUACCUCUCUUUCUGACGGGGAAUGGCAAACCAGUCUUCUGACUGUGGCCCCCAGUCGGCAGCCCAUUUACACACAUGCUGAAUUUUACAUGUAUUAAUAGUCCUGUAAAGUCAAUGGGCGUAGAGUUAAGCAUGUGGGUAAGUGUUUGGAGGAACAGACCCUAAAUUGGUGCAGAAACAUAAGUUGUUAUUGAAGAAUUAGAUUUUUCCCCCUCCCUCUCCUUUUCAUGAUAAGUUUUUAGUAAGUUUUGAGCUAAUAACUUUAGGGCAUAUUUUAAUGUUUGGGGCUUGUGGUUUUCUCUUUUUUUGAAGGGUGUCUGGAGAAAAGAGAAAUGCUUUGCAGGUUUCUUUUAUGGAGUUUCUUCAUCAUUUAGUGUCUGAUUCUUAGAGGUGCUGAGGACUUCA
Gopherus flavomarginatus (Mexican gopher tortoise) is the source of this 5452-nucleotide messenger RNA. It is a transcript of the gene MED1, whose product is annotated as mediator complex subunit 1. Bases 146 to 4882 code for a protein of 1578 amino acids. Gene Ontology annotation, cellular component: mediator complex. The transcript is spliced from 17 exons. Gene Ontology annotation, biological process: cellular response to thyroid hormone stimulus; regulation of transcription by RNA polymerase II. The record is from RefSeq and is a predicted model, not a curated record. Lineage: Eukaryota; Metazoa; Chordata; Testudines; Testudinidae. Gene Ontology annotation, molecular function: nuclear thyroid hormone receptor binding; transcription coregulator activity; nuclear vitamin D receptor binding.